Molecule: messenger RNA, 2751 nt
Organism: Setaria italica (foxtail millet)
Lineage: Eukaryota; Viridiplantae; Streptophyta; Magnoliopsida; Poales; Poaceae
Product: putative G-type lectin S-receptor-like serine/threonine-protein kinase At1g61610
Exons: 7
Coding region: 103-2649 (848 amino acids)
Biological process (GO): recognition of pollen; protein phosphorylation
Molecular function (GO): ATP binding; protein serine/threonine kinase activity
Source: RefSeq, a predicted model, not a curated record
UGAUGCUAAUAUAUCCAUGCCAAGUAGUUAUUAUCAGCUCAUCCUUAAUCGUCCGGCUCACCCUAUCUAAAUUUUGAACUCUGAGGAAAUAGUAAGUGCCCAAUGGAUUGGUCAGCGGUAGUCCUCGUCGUCCUCCUCCUCCUCGAGCCUUCGCCGUGUGCAUCCGACGACCGGCUGGACCUCGGCAAGCCGCUCUCCCCCGGCACCACCAUAGUAUCCGACGACGGCGGCUUCGCCUUGGGCUUCUUCACCCCCACCAACUCCACCUCCACUCCGGCCAAGCUCUACCUCGGCAUAUGGUACAAUGACAUCCCAACGCUCACCGUGGUGUGGGUCGCCAACAGAGAAACCCCGGCCACGAACACCACCUCCUCCACACCGACGCUGUCCCUGACCAACACGUCCAACCUCGUCCUCUCCGACGCCAGUGGCGUCGUCCUCUGGGCAACCAACGUCACCGCCGUCUCCGGCAGCUCCUCUCCGGCCGCCGCCGCCGCCAUGCUUCUCAACACCGGCAACCUCGUCAUCCGGUCCCCGAACGGCACCGCCAUAUGGCAGAGCUUCGACCACCCCGCCGACUCGUUCCUCCCCGGCAUGAAGAUCCGGCUCGCGUUCGCCACGCGCGCCGGCGUGCGCCUGGUGUCGUGGAAGGCACCCGGCGACCCCUCGCCGGGGACCUUCUCCUACGGCAUCGACGCCGGCACGGCCCUGCAGCUCUUCCUCUGGAACGGGACGCGCCCGCUGAUGCGCGACGGGCCAUGGACGGGCUACUCCAUCGCCAGCCGGUACCAGGCCAACGCCAGCGUCUUCGUCUACCAGGCCAUAGUCAGCACCGACGAGGAGAUCUACCUGACCUACACCCUCUCCGACGGCGCCGCCCGCGCCAGGUUCGUCGUGACUGUCGCCGGCAGGUACCAGCUCCAGAGCUGGAAAGGCGGCGGCUCGUCGGCGUGGUCGGUCCUCGGCGACUGGCCGGCCUGGGAGUGCAGCCGCUACGGCCACUGCGGCCCGUACGGCUACUGCGACAACACGGUGGCAGCGCCGACGUGCAGGUGCCUCGACGGCUUCGAGCCCGCCGACGCCGAGGAGUGGAGCGGCGGCGACUUCUCGCGGGGGUGCCAGCGGAAGGAGGCGCUGCGGUGCGCCGCCGGCGACGGCUUCUUGGCCCUGCCGGGGAUGAAGUCGCCGGACAAGUUCGUGCGCGUCGCGAACCGGACCCGCGACGAGUGCGCGGCGGAGUGCGCCGGCAACUGUUCCUGCGUGGCGUACGCUUACGCCAACCUGAGCACCACCACGACGGCGGGGGACGUGACGAGGUGCUUGGUGUGGGCCGGCGACCUGAUCGACACGGAGAAGAUGGGUGACGUGGUAGGCAGCGACACGCUGUACCUCCGGCUUGCAGGCUUGGAUGCAGCCGUGCAAGGUGUCAGAGGAAAGAGCAAUGCACUAAGGAUUGCUCUGCCAACAGUUUUGACGACUAGCAUUCUAAUAAUCACAGGCAUAUUUGUUUCCUGGUUUAAAUUCAGAGGUAAAAGAAGAAGUAAUAAGGAAUAUAACACCAAGGUAAGUCUGGUUACUACGAGUUCGUCAGAUGUACUCGUUGAAGGAAGCCCUGCCCAAGAUUUUGAGCUUCCCUUCAUCAAAUUUGAGGACAUUGAGACUGCGACACACAAUUUCUCGGAAGCGUAUAAGAUAGGACAAGGAGGCUUUGGCAAAGUUUAUAAGGCAAUGCUAGGUGGUCAGGAAGUAGCUAUCAAAAGGCUAAGUAAGGAUUCAGAGCAAGGAACUGAGGAAUUCAGGAAUGAAGCUAUUCUAAUUGCCAAACUGCAACAUAGAAAUUUGGUCCGACUACUUGGUUGUAGUGUUGAGGGUGGUGAAAAGAUCCUCGUAUAUGAGUAUUUGCCUAAUAGAAGCUUGGAUGCCAUUCUUUUCGUGCUUUGUUUCGAUAUGCAUGCAGAUAGCUCAAGAAAAACGUCAUUAGAUUGGCCAACGCGAUUUAACAUAAUAAAAGGGGUAGCAAGAGGACUUCUUUACCUUCACCAAGAUUCAAGAUUGACCAUAGUUCAUAGAGACCUCAAAGCUGCUAAUGUUUUGCUAGAUGCAGAUAUGAGACCUAAGAUAGCAGACUUCGGCAUGGCAAGGAUCUUCAAUGAUAACCAGAAAAAUGCAAACACUCGGCGUGUCGUCGGAACAUAUGGCUACAUGGCUCCUGAGUACGCAAUGGAAGGAGUCUUUUCUGUCAAGUCUGAUGUCUAUAGCUUUGGUGUCCUGAUCUUGGAGCUUGUAACUGGUACAAAGAGAAGUAGUUUUAACACAAUCAAGGGUUUUCCAAAUCUUAUGAUCUACGCAUGGAAUAUGUGGAAAGAUGGGAAGGGAAAAGACUUGGUUGACCCAUCUAUUAUGGAUACUUGUUCACAGGAUGAAGUUUUGCUUUGUAGUCAUAUGGCACUCCUGUGUGCCCAGGAAAACCCAAAUGAUAGGCCAUUUAUGUCAUCUGUUGUGUUGGCCUUGGAGAAUGGAAGCACCACACUCCCAACACCUAAAAACCCUGGCCACUAUGCACAGGGCAGUAGUGAUAUGGAGCAAAUAAGAGACAGAAUUGACAAUUCCAUGAAUUCCCUUACUCUCACGAAUAUAGAGGGACGAUAAUCUUCUUCCUCUUCUUCUUUUAUGUAUUAUAUGCAUUGUCCAAAUUUUGGCUCAACAAAGGUCCUUUUCUUGGGUCUCCAAGUGACCAAGUCAUUUCCUUAG